CGUAAACCUGAACCUUUCUGUCUUCGAGCAUGGAACCACGGAGCUGUCACUGUCGUUGACAAUGAACGUUCUUUGACCAGUGCUCGGAUGACCUAGCGCAAAUGAGCGAGUUGACAGCGGCGGAGGCAUCCGCCAGGGACUCGCUGGACCUGGAGGCGGAGGUCAGCGUCAGCUGCGUGGGACGGGGCUUCGUGAGCAUCGCCCAGGUGCCGGACCUGCACCGCCUCACCAACCUGCGCCGGCUCUGCCUGCACGGCAACAACAUUGCGCACAUAGAUGGCCUCACGGGCCUCACCGCGCUCGUGGACCUCAACCUCUCGUCCAACGCCGUGUCGGCCAUCGACGCCGGCGCGCUGCGCGGCCUCACCCGCCUCACAUCGCUUAACCUCGCCAGCAAUCGGCUGCAAACCGUGACCGGCCUGGACGGCCUCUCCAACCUGGAGACCCUCAACCUCUCCUUUAACUACAUCACCAGCAUAGCGGGGCUGGCGGCGCUGGCGGGGCCGCUGUGCAAGCUGAAGAACCUCAACCUGAAGCAGAACCAGCUGCACAACCUGCAAGCCUUCUCGGUGCUGGUGGGCUGCAUGGGGCUGCGCUGGCUGCAGGUGGCCGGCAACCCAGUCUGCAGCCUGCCCAACUACGCGCAGGCGCUCGCGUCCGUGCUGUCACAGGUGACGCAGCUGGACUCCGUGAGCUCGGCGGAGGCUCUGGCCGCGCCCUACGACGUGGCUGCUGCACAGCAGUUCGCGGCCAUGCGGCUGCACAGCUUCGACCCCGCCUCGGCGCUGGGCGGGCCCGGGAUGGCGCCGCCGGCAGCGGUGGUGGCAGCGGCAGCGGCACAAGAAGCGCAGGGCGCAGGGGCGGGGCCGGGGCCGGGAUCCGCAGGAGCGGCGGCGGCGGCCCAGCCGGGGAGCCGGCAGCCGCACCACCCGCACGCACGCGCCCAGUCACAGCACCAGCAGCACCAGGGGCAACAGCAGUACAACCAGCAGCAGCAUCAGCAGCAGUGGGGACCGCCGGGGCGGCAGCAGCCGGGAAACCGGCAGGCAGGGCCGGCGGGCGCGGGGCAAGGUGGCGGGCCGCCGCCUGGGUGGCAGCAGCAGCACCAGGGGGGACAGCAACGGAUGGCUGUGCCGCCGGACCCCGGGCAACAGGGGCAACAGGGGCAACACGGGGGGCAUGGGGACCAGGCAGGGGGGUACCCGCCUGCGGCACGCUGGCCGCAGCACUCGGCGCCAGGCGGCGGCAGCGCGCCUCCUUACACGUCCGGGGCACAACAGCAGCAACAACUACAACAACAGCAGCACCAGCACCAGCAGUAUCAACACCAGCAGCACCAGUACCAGCAGCAGCACCACCAGCAAAUGCAACCAGACACGCGCCCGGCGUCCGACCAGCAGGCAGGAGCGGGAGGCGAGCCAGGGGCAGGUGCAGGGGCUGGGUCAUCCGGGCUGUGGGCAGGGCCAGCGGCAGGGCACCCGCCGCCGCCGCCGCCGCAGCCGCCGCCGCGUGUGGUCAACGUGGUGGUGUGCGAGGCGGCUGUGCAGACGGCGGAGGGCCAGACGCCGCUGGUGCGGAGGCUGCAGGGCGAGGCGGAGCAGCUGCGCAAGCAGCUGGCAGACAUGACGGGGGAGCUGCAGCGGCGCAACGGCUCGGAGGAGGCGCUGCGGGCGGGCAUGGCGGCGGCGGUAGCGGCGGCGCAGGAGGAGGCGCACCGCAAGGUGGAGGACGGAUUCAGGGAGGCCUCGCACGCCGUGUCCAAGGCGCUUCAGGAGCUGGAGUCUGCGCGCAAGGCCGCGGCGGAGGCGGGGCAGCGCGCGGCGGCGCACGCGCGCGGCGAGGAGGAGCUCCGCGGUCGGUGUGUGGCGCUGGAGCAGGACGUGGCCAGGCUUCGUGAUGAGGCCGCGCGGCUAGAUCAGCAGUUGCAGGACCAGCAGCGGUCCGCGGCGGCGGCCCUGGAGGAGGAGCGGCGGCGGGUGGGCGCGCUGGAGGCGGCGGCGCGGGAGGCCGCAGCCGGGAGAGAGGCGGCGGCGGCGGUGCAAGCCGCGGCGGCGGCGGAGCUGGCGGUGGCGAGAGCCGCGGCGCAGGCUGCAGAGGCCAAGGUGGGCAGCCUGGAGGCGGCGCUGCAGCAGAGCAGCAGUGUGGCGGUGUCCAUGACGGCGCAGAUCGCCACCACCAUGGCCGACGCAAAUGCACAGAUCGACAUGCUCAAAUCGCGGCUGGCGGCGGCGGAGCAGCAGCUGUCCGAGCACCAGCGCCGAGACGCCGAGUCGCGGGCCGAGAUCAACCAGCUCACCGCGGCGCUGACGGCGGCACGUGCGCAGCACGAGCGGGAGCUGGAGGCGGCGGCGCGGGCACACCAGGAUGCGCUGAGUGCUGCGGUGGAGAAGGAGCGCGCCGCCGCUGAGGAGAGGGGCAAGGCGGCUGCCGCGCUGCAGGCCCAGACGGAGCGCGGCGGGCUGCAGGAGCAGGCGGCGUUCCUCAAGGCGCAGCUGCAGUUCGUGCUCAAGGAGAGCGACAAGGAGCAGGCGGUGGCGGCGCAGGCGCUGCGGGCGGCGCAGGCGGAGGCGGCGGAGCUGAGGGGGGCGCUGGCGGCGGCGGCGGCCAAGUCGCGCGAGGCGGAGGGCCUGGUGACGGACUUCACGGGGGUGGUGCAGCAGCAGAAGGCGGCCAUUCAGGCGCUGCAGCGAGACAAGGAGGCGCUUGCGGCACGGCUGAAGGCGUGCGGCCCCGAGGCCUACGACGCGCUGGCAGCUGAGAACCUGGGGCUCAAGCGGGCGGUGGCGGAGCGCGACAUGUACCGCGAGCAGGCGGACGACAUGCGGCGGCGCUGGCAGGAGGCGGAGCGGCGGGUCACGGAGCUGCAGGUGUCGGGCUCCCGCGCGGCGGAGGAGCUGGCCUCCCGCCUUCGCAGCGUGGAAGCGGCGGCGGCGGCGGCGCGGGAGGAGGCGGCGCGGGGCGAGGCGGCGGCGGACAGGCUGCGGCAGGAACUGGCGGCGGCGCAGGACGCAGUCAAGAUCAAGGUGGCCAUGCUGGACAGCGCCCACGACACCAUCCAGUCGCUCAAGGCCGAGCUGGGGGACCUGCAGGCGGAGGCGGAUGAGUCCCGGCGCGCGGCGGAGGAGGCGGAGGCGGCGCUGGCGCGGGAGCAGCAGCAGCGCGAGGAGGACGAGGCGGGACUGGGCGAGCGGGCGCAGCUCAGGCAGGAGCUGCAGGCGGCGGAGGCGGCGGCCGCCGGGGCGCGGGCGGCGGCGGCGGAGGCGGCGGGUCGCGCCAAGGAGCUGGAGGCACGGCUGCGCGCGGCCAAUGAGGCGGUGGCGGACAAGGACCGCAUGAUCAAAUACGUGGAGGAGGAGGUCGACCGGGUGAAGGGCCUCUUCGAGAAGCGCGAGCAGCGGAUCCGGGAGGAGCGAGACGCUGCGCGUGCCGACGCCGCCACGGCGGCGGAGGCGGCCGCCGCCGCCGAGGCACGCGCCGCCGAGGCGGCGGUCCGACACGACCGCCUAGCUCGGGAGCUGGAGCACGCGCGGGGGCAGUUGGAGGACGCGGCGGUGCAGCUGACGGAGGCGCGGCGGGCCGCGGCGGAGGCGGGCGAGGCGGCGGCGGCGCGGGGCGCGGAGGCGGCGCGGCUGGCGGCGCGGGUGGGCGAGGUGGAGGGCGAGAUGCGGGCGCUGCUGGAGGCGGUGGAGCGGCAGAAGGCGAGCAGCGUGGUGAAGAUGCGACAGCUGGCCUCGCUGCUGCAGGACCUCUGAUUAGCAAGAGCACAAGGAAACAGCGCAGAGACAGUGUAUGCGAUGCAGCAACGCGACCUCUCAGCGCUGUGUGGCACUGGGAGGAAGCCGGGCUGUGUGCGGUAGGGUACGGCGCUAUGGUUUCAGAUGCGAUGGAUGACGUGUCGAUGUGGAAAGGUACGAUAAGGGAGCGGGUGCUGCGAGGGCAGCGGCGGUACGGUGCGUGCGUGGCGGCACUUGACGGUCAGGCAUAUUGUAAGCUGCGGCCGACGCCGGGGUGCGAGAAGGAAUCAGUGGCGAUGCGUGUCGUAUGGCGCCAGGGUGCCCAGAGGCGGCAGACUAUUCAUGGUGUGACUCACGGAACUGCAUUUCAUUCUCCCUUUUGUGCUGACUGUUAGACGAGCUCGGAUGUAUGACCAGUUGACGCUACUAUAGGACGGGGCGCGUGUUCACGUUACUACCGUAGGACGGGGCUGGGGCCAUUGAAAUCACUGAGUCUGAAGCGGUGGCUGCUGGACACACUUGGACGCCAACGUGGGCUUGGACAUGCGUGCCCUUCACCUUGGACGCCUGUGGGUUUCGCCACUGCCGAGUGCACCUGUUGGGUGACCUUGUGACCUUGGACACUCUACUGAAAGACGUGUACGGGCGGCGGCCCCGUGGCCUUGGUUGCCCUACGCGCACAACACCUGUUGCUGGGUUUAAGUCCGGAAACGCUCUGCAGCAGAUGACGCCGACGCGCCAACUGCCCAUCGCCCUGUUGGCGCCGACGACAAGCACAGGGCAUGAAUGACACGUGGCAUCUUGGCCCUGGAUGAUAUCAGGCCUAUCCGGCUGUCAGGAUCGAGUGAUGG
Molecule: messenger RNA, 4585 nt
Organism: Chlamydomonas reinhardtii
Lineage: Eukaryota; Viridiplantae; Chlorophyta; Chlorophyceae; Chlamydomonadales; Chlamydomonadaceae
Exons: 17
Coding region: 102-3752 (1216 amino acids)
Molecular function (GO): protein binding
Source: RefSeq, a predicted model, not a curated record